AUGUCCAUGCCCCGGAGGAAGGGGAGGGAGGAUUAUGAUCCGAAGAAAGAUGGGGAUUGCGCGGGGUUGAGGGAUGACGACGAGGAGGAGGAGAAGGGUGAGGAGGAGGAGGAGGAGGAGGAGGAGGAGGAGGAGGAGGAGGAGGAGGAGGAGGAGGAGGAGGAGGAGGAGGUGGAGGAGGGGGAGAGAGAGGGUAGUGGUGAGGAGGCUGAGGAGGAGGAGGAGGAGGAGGAGGAGGAGGUGUCCUAG
This is a messenger RNA of Closterium sp. Naga37s-1, 249 nucleotides long. The record is from the annotation of a GenBank genome assembly. Lineage: Eukaryota; Viridiplantae; Streptophyta; Zygnematophyceae; Desmidiales; Closteriaceae.